AUGGACGAAACUAUCCAUCUUGUCAACGUCUUCACAUGCAAUGGCCAGGGUGGCAACCUCGCUCCCAUUGUGCUGGAUGCGCACGGUCUCACGGAUGCCGACAUGCGAGACAUUGCCCGCCGAUACGAAAGAGAGAGCGCCUUUGCUAUGGUGCACGAAGACUCCAAAGUCGAUUUCCAACUAAGGUUCUUCGUCCCAGAACAUGAGAUGGAAAUGUGUGGCCAUGCCACUGUCGGCACGGCAUGGCUCAUGCAUAAUCUGCAAACCACCAGCAAGUCUGUGCUUGACAUCAGCACCAAGUCGGGCUACGUGAGCACACGUUGCACUGAGCGGGAUGGCCAGACGCUGGUAUUUGUGUCCCAGCCUCAGGGUAAGGUCACGGACGUUUUCGAAGACUUUCUGAUCGAGGAGAUAUUGGCGGUCCUACGCAUUCGACGCAAUCAAUUGGCACAAUGGCCGAUCCGAAAUGCUUGCACGAGCCGAAUGAAGACGGUCAUACCCUUGAAAGACGUUGACACACUGAACAAUUUGAGGCCUGACUUCAGUAAAGUCAAGGGCCUCUGCGAAAGAUUGGGCUCCACCGGAUUGUAUCCGUAUGCGGUCGUUCAGAGUGACAAGACCCCUAUCAAAGUCGAAGCAAGGCAGUUUCCAAAGGCGUCGGGCUACCCUGAGGAUGCUGCGACCGGAAUCGCAGCGGCUGCACUGUCUUAUGCUCUUGCGGCGAGUGGCCAGUUGCAUCCCGGUCAGCAUGCAAUGGUGUACCAAGGCCGUGCGAUGGGAUGCCUGUCUGAGAUCAAUGUGCAGCUGGAUCAAGAGGGAUGCUGGAUUGGAGGGGCAUGUAUGCUGGAGAGCCGCCUAAAUUAG
Messenger RNA from Exophiala viscosa, 864 nucleotides. Its product is annotated as phenazine biosynthesis protein PhzF family. Bases 1 to 864 code for a protein of 287 amino acids. The transcript has a single exon. The record is from RefSeq and is a predicted model, not a curated record. Gene Ontology annotation, cellular component: cytoplasm. Gene Ontology annotation, biological process: biosynthetic process. NCBI's taxonomy places the organism in Eukaryota, Fungi, Ascomycota, Eurotiomycetes, Chaetothyriales, Herpotrichiellaceae. Gene Ontology annotation, molecular function: isomerase activity.